AUCUCUCUCCCCUCUCUCUCCUGCUCGCUCGCUCGCUCUCUCACUCAGGAGUGUUUAGGGAAAAACCGAACUGGGAGAGGGGAGGGGGGAAACGUGUUUUCUUCUUCCUUCCUUCCCUCCUUUUUUCCUGCGACGCUCGUUCGCACUCCACCACAGAGCAAGAAAGAGAGAAAGCGGGGCAGAGCCAGAGCGCCGAGGUUUGGGAGUUUUUUGGCGAUGCAUCACGCUCGCAAACUUUGACUCCAAACACUCGACAUGCGGCGACUCUGCUGUUUCCUGUCACUGUCCUGCUCCUUCAUCUUCUUCUUCACCUCCCUUCUGCCAGCCGAUGGACAGACAGCAGGAGGAGGAGGGGGAGGAGUAGAGACGAUCCAGGUGAUGUUCACGCCGACCAUCUGCAAGGUGCGCUGUAGCCAAGACCGAUGUGUCAACUACUGCGAGAGAGGCAACGUGACGACACUGUACAGCGGCGGCGAAGGAGGAGGAAGGAGAGACGGCUCUCACGGACCAGGCUUCAGAGUCUUCCUCUGUCCUCUGCUCUGUAAGAACGGCGGAGUCUGUCUGCAGAAGGACCGUUGCCUGUGCCCGCCAAACUUCACCGGGAAGUUCUGCCAGAUCCCCGUCACACCCACAGACUCCUCUGCAGCCUUCUCCACCAAUGAGAUCGUCAAGCCGGUUCUCCUCUCUGCCAUGGCAUCCAAUCAGGAGCUGGUUCAGUCUGAGUUCCUGCUGCCGCUAGGACGAGACGCAGAGGCGAUGACUGCUGGAGCCCCCAGCGGGCCCAUGGUGAAGGUCAGAGUUCAGCACCCCCCUGAGGCCAACGUGAAGGUCCACCAGGUGAAGGUGUCUGGAUUCACUCCCACCCUGCGGACGCUCUCUUCCUCCUCCUCCUCCUCAGGGUCAGCAGGUGCUCCGGCUCCUGCUGGCAGCAGAGUCCUGGCCCAGACUGUGAGAGGGGACAGCGUCUACACCCAGCAGUCCGGCUUUAAGUACUGCUUCAGAGAGGUUCAAGACGGACAGUGCAGCUCUCCUCUUCCUGGCCUUCGGAGCAAGGAAAUGUGCUGCAGAGGGAUCGGAAAGGCCUGGGGCAUCGAUGACUGUGUCAUCUGUCCUGAGAUCACAGGUCAGAGCGAUGCCAGCUGUCCAGUUGGGUUUGAGCGAGCCAAUGGAACGCAGUGCGUCGACGUGAAUGAGUGCCUGCAGCCGGGGCUGUGUGAGAACGGCAUCUGUGUGAACACCAGGGGGAGCUAUAGCUGCGUGUGCAGGCUGGGGUUCAUCCUCGACGCCUCACAUGGAAUCUGCAUCUCCCAGAGUGUCAUUUCUGAGGAGAAGGGUCAGUGUUACCGGGUCCUGGGUUCAGGACUGGGUCCGUCCUCCUGCUCCCUGCCUAUUCUCAAAAGCAUCACCAAGCAGAUCUGCUGCUGCAGCCGGGUCGGCAAAGCCUGGGGACCCGACUGCCAGAGGUGUCCGUACUUCGGUUCAGUGGCCUUUAAGGAGAUCUGUCCUGCUGGUCCUGGUUACCAAUACUCGCCUUCAACUCUUAAAUUCAACCAGAGAGUCAGCGAACCGGAAGGGGGCGGCGGAGCUGUGCUGGUAAACGGCAGCAACAAGGACAACCAGGGUCCUGUUUCAGGGUCCGGGUCUCUACUGAAACCCCCUUCCUCUGGUGGAGCGAGUACCUCCGGUGCCACAGGAGCUGGGACCAGACCCAGUCCUCCCCAACCUAAGCCCCAGCCAGGCACAGGCUUUCCCGCCUCCUCCUCCUCUUCGUCCUCCUCUUCGUCCUCCUCGUCCUCCUCCAGGCCUGUGCAGCCUGGCAGUGCUGGUACCUCGACCACCCAGGGCAGAACCCGGCCUUCGCAGAGCCGACCUGAUUCAACACAACUGAGACCUCAGCCUCCGUCCGCCGGGAGCCAAGCAGCUGAUCGUUUCUCUUCAGUGUAUCGGGCCGAUCCGCCGCCAUCCAGAGGGGACUCCCUCCCUGCUCCGGCCCAGCCGCAGAGCCCCGAGCGUGGGUCGAGACCUAGGGAAGACCUCCCUCUGGAAGCCAGACCGGCUGUGAGCCCGACACCCCCCAGAGUUCAGACAGUACAAGGCGUGUGUGAGAGCAGGCCGGGUGUGUGUGGCCGUGGCCGCUGUGUGGAUCAGCCAGGUGGGAAACACACCUGUGUGUGUGAUCGGGGCUUCCAGCUCAGCUCGCAGCACACACACUGCCAGGAUGUGAACGAGUGUUUGCAGUCUCCAGCUGUGUGUUCAGUAGGAGAGUGUGUGAACAGCAUUGGAAGCUACAGAUGUGUGUGUCCAUCUGGAUACAGAAGCAACAGCCAGCAGACCAGUUGCCAAGACAUCGACGAGUGCCGGCAGAAUCCCUGUGUUAACGGUCGCUGUGACAACACGGCGGGCAGCUACAGGUGCAUCUGUCGGCUUGGUUACAGGCUCGUUGGCAACACCUGCACAGAUGUGGAUGAGUGUGCUGACCCUCUGCAGUGUCCGGGUCAGGAGUGUGUGAACGCUCCGGGCUCGUACCGCUGUGUUUCCUGCCCGCCGGGACACGGACUGCUCAACAACGUCUGCAGAGACGUCGACGAGUGUCGUCAGAAUCCCUGCUCCAACGGCCGCUGUGAAAACACGCCGGGGAGCUACCGCUGUGUCUGUCACCAUGGUUACAAGCCCCAGAACAACACCUGCACAGACGUGGAUGAGUGUGCGGAGCCAUCUCAGUGUCCUGGGCAGAUGUGUGUGAACUCUGUGGGCUCGUACAGAUGUGUUUCCUGCAGAGCAGGAUUCAGACUGACCGACAGACAGUGCACAGGUACACACACACACACUCGUUUUCAUAUCGUAGUGAGGACAUCUCCUUGCCGUGCUUUCCCUAACCCUCAGCCUAACCUGACUGUAACCCUGACACUAAAACCACAAUUAGAUUCCACUUUGGCGACAGUGGGUGUGAUCAAUGAUGAUGUCACUCUCUGUGCUGCAGACAUAGACGAGUGUGCGAGCGGCAGGGUGUGUGAGGCAGAGCGGGUCUGUGUGAACACCGUCGGCUCGUUCAGGUGCGACUGUGCGCCCGGGUAUCGAACCUCCAGCCUGGGAAGGCAGUGCAGAGACAUUAACGAGUGUUUGGAGGGAGAUUUCUGUUUCUCCAGAGGAGAGUGUGUGAACACGCCUGGAUCCUACACGUGUGUGUGCUCGCAGGGAUUCACGCUGAGUGAGAACCGGACGGCCUGCCUCGACGUGGACGAGUGUGUUAAGGCGGGGGUGUGUUCGGACGGUCGCUGUGUGAACACCGAAGGCUCGUUCCAGUGUGACUGUCAAAUCGGCUUCACCACCAACCCCGAGGGGACUGCCUGCCUUGAUGUUGAUGAAUGCGUCUUGUCCGGUGGUUCCAUUUGCGGGUCACAGCGAUGUGAGAACACCAUUGGUUCCUACAGCUGCCUCACUAACUGUGAGCCAGGCUACCAGGUGAACCACGCUGGGAUCUGUGAAGAUAUUAAUGAAUGUGGCAACACGACAGUGUGCGGCGCCAACGCCUACUGUCAGAAUCUGUUUGGAACUUACCGCUGCAUUUGUGACCAAGGCUUCACCUCCUCCGCCGAUGGAAAGACCUGUGUGGAUGUGAAUGAGUGUGUGUCUCUGCCGGGUGUGUGUGGCUCAGCUCGUUGUGAGAACGUGGAGGGGUCCUUCAUGUGUGAAUGUGACCAGGCAGGUCACAGCUACGACACGGCGGCCAGACGGUGCGUCCACGCUGCAGCUCUAGAAACAGACAUAGUCCGUGCCCGCCAAUCCUCUACCACCACCACCUCCUCCUCCGCUUUCCACGCCAGUGUGGUGGAGCUGUCUCCGAUGCUGCCGCCCCUUCCUCAGGCUCGUCCUGGCGAGCUGAGGGAGUGUUAUUACAACCUGGCAGAGCGGGGAACCUGCAGCCUGCUGGCCACCAACACCACCCAGCAGGAGUGCUGCUGCACACUGGGGCAGGGCUGGGGGCUGGGCUGCCAGUACCACCCCUGCCCUACAGCAUACACAGCUGAGUUUCUAACUCUGUGUCCCAGUGGGAAUGGAUAUGUUACAGAAGGACCAGGAGCCUUCAGCUACAGAGAUGUGGAUGAGUGUAAGCGUUUCCAUCCAGAGGUGUGUAAGAACGGCGUGUGUGUCAACAACAUCCCGGGAUACAGCUGCUACUGCUCCAGCGGAUACGUUUACAACAGCACGCUGCUGGAGUGUGUUGAUCAUGAUGAGUGUGAAGAGGAGAGCUGUGUGGGAGGGAUUUGUGUGAACACAGUUGGUUCGUAUUACUGCAGCUGUCAGCCUCCUCUGGUCCUCGACGACACCCAACGAAACUGUGUCAACUCCUCCGACCUCAAUCAGGAUGAGAACCUGUCCAUAUGCUGGCAGCACGUGACGACAGGCCUGGUGUGUCAGAGCGUUCUGAUGGGAGCACAUAUCACCUUCACAGACUGCUGCUGUCUGUAUGGGCAGGGCUGGGGGUUCAGCUGCGCCCUCUGUCCUGCCCCCGACACAGAGGGGUAUGCCAGUAUGUGCAGUUCGUUCCCUCCUCCGCCUCUUUUCCCGGCGACUUAUCCGGACUCUGAAACGGAAGCAGGUCGAAGACGAGGGAGUGCUUCUCCAAACCUGCCUCCUUAUGGACUCGACUACUUCCCUGUGAUUCCCGGCAGAGACUACGGUCGCUCCGACUAUGAUGAUUACUCUCCAGCAGAGGGCAGCAGGUCAGGCUUCAGAGGGAGCCUGCCAGAUGAAACGUAUCGUAGGCCUGAGUACAGCACUGGUUACUACUCCGAGGGAGACUACGGGCCUCCUGACAGCUCUCAGUCCAGACCGCCUCCCUUCCGCAUUCCUCCGGACCCACGAGCUGACAUUGGGCUUGGAGUCCUGCCUCAUCCACCAUCCAGGCCCGACAGUCCUCCUCUCAGCCUGGCCCCGCUGCCUGGAGGGCGCUACGAGGAGACAGAGGAGGAAGGGGAGGACAGGGCGUGGAGGCCGGGGCCGCCCUUCCCUUCUUUCACCGACAGGAGCGGAGGAGGAGGGGUACCGAGGAGGCUGUAUGAGAGGCGUUACGAGUCAUACGCCAGCCUGAGCACAGCUGAGGAUUGUGGGAUCCUGCACGGCUGUGAGAACGGCAGGUGCAUUCGUGUUGCAGAGGGUUACACCUGCGACUGUUACCAAGGAUACGAGCUGGACAUGACCACUAUGACCUGCAUAGAUGUAAAUGAGUGUGAGGACAGCGUCAGGAUUGAGUACCCGUGCGUGAACGCUCGCUGCGUGAACACCGACGGCUCGUACCGCUGCGUCUGCAGGAGAGGAUACGUCAUGUCUCGCAGACCGAACCACUGCGUGGCUGCUUAGAACAGAGUGCGCUGGACUGGGAUCUGUAGGCCAGCGCAGACUGGCUCAGGCUUUUUUAUUCUCCAGAUUAGAUAAACUAGACUUGACCAGGCGAGAAUAGACUGGACACUAAAAGACUCUAGAUUGCACUAAACUGGGCAAAGCUAGACUGGGUUAGCCUGAACAACACAGGGCGACGUCUGAUUAGAGAGCGACUCAUCGUCCUGAUUUAGCCUGAACACACUUCACUAAUGCCUCCACAAUCCAGACCUGAAUACACCCUCCAUUUGUUCACCUCACCUGUGUUGCAGGUGGAUUGUGUUUGUUUUUCUUUAACUGGGCAGGUAGUUAUCAGACACGUGGUAGUUUGGUUGGACCUGAGUGGUGAUAAAAGCAACGAUAAAUCAGUGUGUCUGUUAGAGCCCAGUGUGGUUGCUGUAAAACACCUGGUUGCCUCAAAUUGUGUGUAAUUCAGUCAGAGUUCAUACAUAAACAUAAACCUGAGCAGAUCAACGUGUCAUUGUCUCAAACCCCCGUAGGAAGCCAGGACUAUCCUUGGAUGGCCCCAUGGAUGAGUAUUCUUAUUAUACUGCAGUAUUUACUCCAUUUGGACACGCAUCUGUUUCAUCACCUUGUCAGAAUCAGAAUCAGAAUCAGAAUCAGUUUAUUGCCAAAUGUUGAGCA
Pundamilia nyererei is the source of this 6024-nucleotide messenger RNA. It is a transcript of the gene ltbp4, whose product is annotated as latent transforming growth factor beta binding protein 4. Gene Ontology annotation, molecular function: calcium ion binding. The record is from RefSeq and is a predicted model, not a curated record. The transcript has 33 exons. The coding region runs from base 256 to 5361 and encodes 1701 amino acids. Lineage: Eukaryota; Metazoa; Chordata; Actinopteri; Cichliformes; Cichlidae.